GACACUUUCACUGUCAGGAGAAUAAACAGCCGCGGAGCAGGAAUGAAGCCUUCAGCCUCAUAAACCAGGCCUGUUGGACUGUUCCAGGUGUUCAGAGGAUGCAUACGACACGCAGCCCUUCGUCCAUCCCCUCAGGAGUCCCAGGAGACGCUCUGGACCUGAGCCUGUCGGGGUCCCAGCUCUCCAUGUCCAGGAGGCCCAGGAGCGCCUCUCCUGGGAAAUACUUCUCCCGCUCCGUGUCCGUGUCUGUGGCCAGCGACAGCAGAGGGAAACGCAACACGCUGAGCGACGCCAGCUUCAGCAGCUCCCGCUCCAUCAAGAACCUGAGGCGCUCCAACAGCACCACCCAGGUCAACCAGCAGGCCCACCGCAGUCAGGAGCAGAGCGAGGACUACCUGGCUCUGUUCGACAGCAGCUCUGAUGGACGCAAGAAACUGGCGAGUCUCAGCAAAGCUUCACCGGACAGAACCACCUGGAACAUCCUGGACGACCAGCCCAGAACCUUCCCUCCUCACUCCAGCUCCCUCAGCACCGGCAGCGUGGACUCUCCCACCGGCCCCAAGAGGAGAGAGACGGGCAUCGCUCUGGCUGCUACCUUCACCGCCAACAACAGGAGCAACAAGGGAGCGGUGGGGAACUCUGUCACCACCAUCCUGCACAACAACUACUCUGAGAAGCCGCUGACGCCCAAGAGCUCCAACCAGAGACCCUCCUUCAACAACAUCCUGAAGGCCACAGCCAACGACGAGGUGUCACAAGACAACAGCUCGCUCACUAAGUCCCAGAAGAACUUCUCCUCUGCGUCUUCCGCCUCAAACAACAGGUCUCCGGUGUCGGCGCAGCGCGGCAGCCCCGUCCCGUCCCGCCGCAGGGAGGUGACGGAGGAGGAGGCGGAGAGGUUCAUCCAGCAGGUGAACCAGGCCGCCGUCACCAUCCAGCGCUGGUACAGACGCCACGCCCACAGAAAGCACGCCAACCAGGCCGCGCUCAAACGACUCCUCGCCAGUAAAAGAAAGGAGUGGGAGGAGAGGACGGAGGAGGACAGACGUCUGGAGCAGCAGCAGAAGAAGGACGAAGACAGGAAACGCAUUCGUGAGGAGAAAGCUCGCCUGGCCCGCCUGGCUGCCAUCCAGGAGCUGCAGCAGCAGAGAGCCCAGCGGGGUGCAGAGGUGCAGCCUGCAGCUGAGGUGCAGCAGGACGGUGUGAGGCAGGCUGCUGCAGCUGGACGCAGCAGGAAACCUCCCAGGAUCUCUCUGAGCAACAAGAGUCCAGCCUCCCCGAGCAACAACAGCCCCCUGUCCCCCACAGACCUCAAGGCCAAGAACACAGACUCCAACCUGAACGUGGUGGCUGACCUCGGGGAGCUGACCUUCAGAGCCGUCUCUCCUGCUCCCUCCAACCACAGGAGCUCCCAGUGUUCUCAGGAUCAGGAGGACAGAGUGGAGACAGACGUCUGUCCCGAUCAGCAGCAGCAGAGCGACAGGAAGUUAAUCCGUAAAGAGAAAGCUCGAUUGGCCCGCCUCGCUGCUGCACAGGAGAGCUCAGAGGAGCUGCAGCAGCAGAGAGCCCAGCGGGGUGCAGAGGUGCAGCCUGCAGCUGAGGUGCAGCAGGACGGUGUGAGGCAGGCUGCUGCAGCUGGACGCAGCAGGAAACCUCCCAGGAUCUCUCUGAGCAACAAGAGUCCAGCCUCCCCGAGCAACAACAGCCCCCUGUCCCCCACAGACCUCAAGGCCAAGAACACAGACUCUAAUCUGAAUGUUGUGGCUGAGUUCAGUGAGCUGUCCAGCUUCAGAGCGGUGUCUCCUGCUCUGUCUCACUGCAGAGGCUCCCAGUGUUCUCAGGAGAUCCUGCAGCGCUCCGUGAGCGUGGAGGACCAGAGACAGGGAGCUCUGUCCAGCAGGGCUCAGUCCAAAACCACCCUGAACGAGCUGCUGGACACCCUGAAGCUGCUGGAGGAGGAGCCCCAGAGGCUGACGGAGCCCAAGAGCUACAGGAAGGAGAAGUACGCCUGGAUCGACGAGGACGGAGACUCCACCUCUCUGACCACUGAUAACCUGGAGCGCCACGGCCAGCUGAGCCUCCACCCGGCGCUGCCUGACGGGGGCGCUCUGCUGUCCGAAGCCAAGCUGCAGAGCAUCAUGAGCUUCCUGGACGAGAUGGAGAAGUCUGAGCAGGAGAGGCCUCGCUCCGUGACCUCGGGGUCUCACCGAGAGGCCGUGAUGUCGGAGGAGGAGCUGGGCGGCGUGGAGCAGGCGUCCGCCACCGCCGCCGAGCUCAGUGGCUCCAUGAUGAGGAUCAAACUGGAGCUGGAGGAGAAGAAACGCACUGUGAACAUGCUGCAGACGGCUCUGGCCCAGCAGAGGGAGCUGACAGUCAGACAUGUGAAGGAGACGGAGAAGGAGCUGAACAGGAGCUUCCAGCAGCAGAAGGAGCAGUAUGAAGCCACCAUCCAGAGACACCUGGCCUUCAUCGACCAGCUGAUCAAUGAUAAGAAGGCUCUGAGCGAGCGCUGUGAAGGCGUGCUGGGAGAACUGAAGCAGGUGGACCAGAAGUACACCAAGAAGAUCUCCCAGAUGCAGGAGCAGCACGACAUGGUGUGGCAAAUUCUGGGUCCCUUGUGUGAGGAGAUCAAGAAGCUGAAGGAGCUGAUGAGUGCUACAGAGAAGAUCCGGAGGGAGAAAUGGAUUGAUGAGAAAACCAAGAAGAUCAAAGAGAUCACAGUGAAAGGUCUGGAGCCAGAGAUCCAGAAGCUGAUCUCCAAGCACAAACAGGAGCUGAAGAAGCUGCGGACGCUGCACGAGGCGGAGCUGCUGCAGGCGGACGACCGCGCCGCGCAGCGAUACGUCCGGCAGACUGACGAGCUCCGGCUGCAGCUGGAGAGGGAGAAGGAGGAGCAGUGUCAGAGGGAGAGGGAGCUCGCCAAGCAGAGGUAUGAGAAGCAGCUCCAAGAAGAGGAGCUGUCCCUGCAGCAGCAGAGGAGGCGUCUCUAUAAGGAGGUGUCUGAGGAGAAGGAGAGGCUAGCCCAGCUGGCUGCACGGCAGCGUGCUGAGCUGGAGGACCUGCGCAGACAGCUGGAGGAGAACAGCUCUCUGGCUGGACGAGCUCUCAGAGACGAGCUGGACAAGAGCAGAGAGGAGCAGGAGAGGAGGCACCAGGUGGAGAUGAAGACGUUACAGGAGCGUCUGGACAUUGAGAAGCAGACGUGGGAAGAGAACUACAAGAAGAAAGAGGAAGCCUGGCUGCUGAGCCGCGAACGCGAGCUAAAAGAAGAGCUGCGGCGAGAACGAGACAAAGAGAUCGAACUCGCCAUCUGGACGCUGGAGGAGGAAACGAGCAAGGACAAGGAGGAGUGUGAGAGAGCAGCAGACAGCAGGGUGAAGCGUGUGAGGGAGAAGUACGAGUCUGAGCUGAGGGAGCUGGAGCACUCGGAGCGCUCUGCGGUGGAGAAGCAGCAGGAGCUGAGGAAGCUGCAGGUGGAGACGGAGGGAGAGCUGAUCAGACUGCAGGCGCUGCUGAGACAGAAGGAGCAGGAGGCAGAGGACGUCACACAGACGCGGGACAAGCUGGUGGAGGAGCGGCGGCGCCUGGCCGAAGUCAUCCGGCAGGAGUUCGCCGAGCGGCUGGUGGUGACGGAGGAGGAGAACCGCAGGAUGAAGGUGGAGGUGUCAGAGGUCAGAGCCAGGCUGAGGCUGGAGGUGGAGAGGGUCAGCAGGGAGAAGGAGGAGGAGCUGGCCGAGGUGCACCAGAGAGUGAAGUCUGCCAUCCUGAAGAAAGAAGAGACUGUCAGUAACCUCCGGAAGCAGCAUGAGGCGGCUCUGAAGAGGGCCGACCACCUGGAGGCUCUGUGGGAGCAGCAGAGGAAGCAGCUGCUGGAGAAGUGACCCCCCCUCCUCACCCCCCCAGCAGGACUCAACCUGCAGCGCCUGAAGGUCCAACAAGUCUCUGAACCUUCUACCUCAUCUGACAAACACAACACUGGGGAAAUGCACUGGGCCACGCACACACACACACACACACACAUAUACACCCCGCCCCCCAGGCAUGAAGCAGCGUGUGUUUUGUGACUUCUCUAAUAGAAAAGUCUCAGACCAGGAGGUUCAGAGGAACAUACUACGGUUCUACUCCCCAUUCUUCUCCUUCUUCUCCUUCUUCUCCUUCUUCUCCUUCCUCUCCAGAGGAGUAACUCAGUGUGGGCCCCUCCCCCCUCCAUGUUCCCACAGAGCUGCCACAGAAAACACUUCCAGAUGUUUCUGGGAGGCCCCGGCUGCUGUAAACUGGAGAGGGUUGGUUGGGGGUUGGGGGGUGCAGCCGGAGAUCAGUCAGCGUCAGAGCUGUGGAUCCGUCUGCAGCGGGUCCGGGUCCUGCAGCAGGCCCGGGUCCUGCAGCAGGUCCGGGUCCUGCAGCAGGUCCGGGUCCUGCAGCAGGUCUGGGUCCAGGUCCUGCUGUCCCCCUGUUAUCUGCUGAGUUUUGUGUGUUUUUCCUCGGUGUCCCUCAGGGCAGAACUAAUUACAGGACGAGUCCGCUGCCUCGCUGCAGACGCUCACUCCCUCUCUGCUGAUUGGCACGUGUAGAAAACCAAAAACUGAUCCAACAGAGUCAGAAGAGACGUAGAGAUGCAUGUUAGAGAGAAAGAGGGGACAGGACGCAAGUUAGAGGAACAGAGAAGAGAAGACGGUUGAUUGUAGAGCAGCUUGGAAGGUUUCUGAAUGUUAGAAAGAGAAGAGAAGGAAUGUUUAUAGAAAAUGUUUUUAGGAUUAGAGGAGAAAGAGAAGAGACAGAGGAGAUGGAGAGGAGACAGAGAGAGGACAGAGAGGGGACAGAGAGAGGACAGAGAGAGGACAGAGAGAGGACAGAGAGGAGACAGAGAGGAGACAGAGAGGAAACAGAAAGAGGAGACAGAGGGAGGACAGAGGAUACAGAGAGGAGACAUAGGGAGGACAGAGAGGAGACAGAGAGGAGACAGAGGGAGGACAGAGCUGCUCUGUGGGACAAACACAGAAAACUCAGCAACAGCACAGCUAACAUCUGAACCUGACAGCUGCACACACACACACACACACACACACACACACACUCUCACUCUCUCUCCCUCUCUCCCUCUCUGUCUUUCUCUCUCUCUCUCUCUGACGUUCUGCUGAGCCCCAGUAUAUUUAUUCCUCCUCUCUUUAUUUAUUUCUGACCUUCGUCAUGUUUCUGCUCACAGAUUUUUAGUGUUUAGUCUCUGAUCAGAACUCUGUGAACUUUGCUGUCAGUAGACGGUUUGAUCAGUACGUCAGGUUCUUCUGACAUGAAGGAGUCCCAGAACCAUGGGACGGCUCAUAUGAAGGGUAGCACCACAGCUUUAUGGGUAAUGUAGUUAGUGAAGGCACAUCAGCCACCAGAUAUUAUAUAAACCAGACAGAGUGAUUCAGAAAGGCAGCAGUCACACACACACUACCUGAGGACUGGACUCUGAAAGUCUGAAAGGCUCUGGUGGACUCUGGAGGACUCUGUUGGACUCUGCUGUACUCUAAAGGACUCUGGUGGACUCUGGUACAGUCUGCUGUACUCUAAAGGAUUCUGUUGGACUCUGGUAGAGUCUGCUGUACUCUAAAGGACUCUGGUGGACUCUGGUACAGUCUGCUGUACUAUAAAGGAUUCUGUUGGACUCUGGUAGAGUCUAAUGGACUCAAGUGGACUCUGAAGGACUCUGAAGGACUCUGUAUGACUCUGCCGGACUCUGAAGGACUCUGGUGGAUUCUGAAAUUCUUUGGUGGACUCUGUUGGACUCUAAAAGACUCUGUUGAACUCUAGUGGACUCUGCUGGACUGGUCUGGUCCUGGGCAGAGCGUGCUGUGUGCUGUUGGCCCGUCUACAAGUGCCAACCAGCCUGGCUUUGUGUGUGUGUGUGACUCCACCAGGGUCACCUCAGGUCACAAUGGGAGGAAUGGUGGCACACACACACACACGUUCCCAUUGUGUAGUUUUAUAAUCUUUGUAUAAACCGUUCCAGCUGUGUCCUGAUGUUCUGAUGUAGGAUCAGUUCUUGUUGGUUCAUAAACUGUGAAAGAUUCUGAUGAUCUGAUCUGAGAUCUGAUCGUCAGCAACCAGAAUAAAGAGACUGCAGCAACACA
Centropristis striata (black sea bass) is the source of this 6113-nucleotide messenger RNA. RefSeq names its product centrosomal protein 131 (gene cep131). Gene Ontology annotation, biological process: regulation of centrosome duplication; cilium assembly; intraciliary transport involved in cilium assembly. The record is from RefSeq and is a predicted model, not a curated record. Bases 99 to 3881 code for a protein of 1260 amino acids. Gene Ontology annotation, cellular component: centriolar satellite. The transcript has 30 exons. Lineage: Eukaryota; Metazoa; Chordata; Actinopteri; Perciformes; Serranidae.